ACGGGGCAGCUCACGGCCUUCAACCGCUUCCUGGACGACUGGAGCGUGCAGGCGCGCGUUCUGCCGCGAGAUAUCACGCUCAACCACUGCGUCGCGGACCUGCACUUGCCGCAGCAGCAGAUUCGGGGUCAGGAAGGGGAGCAAGCGGUGGCGGUGCGGAUGAAACUACGUCAGAGG
Phytophthora sojae is the source of this 177-nucleotide messenger RNA. RefSeq lists its product as hypothetical. Lineage: Eukaryota; Oomycota; Peronosporomycetes; Peronosporales; Peronosporaceae. The transcript has a single exon. The record is from RefSeq and is a predicted model, not a curated record. The annotation marks the transcript as partial.